AUGUUUUGUUUUGGUCCUCAUUUUGAUCCGCAUAGAUGCAAGGUUCAAUUAAAAUUGGCUGUUAGCAGAAUACAGAUACAAAAGACAAAGAAGGCAAAUCUUGUCAAAGAUGAAAAGAGACAUAUAGCAGAGUUGUUGAGAAACCGUAACGAGGAGAGUGCAAGAAUUCGUGUUGAAACUGUGAUUAGAGACGAGAACCUAAUCGAAUGUUUUAAUAUUAUAGAAGUACUCUGUGAAUUGGUCUUUACUAGAUUAGGUUUAAUCAGUGCAUCAAGUUCAAUUCCAGAUGAAAUUAAAGAAGCUAUUUAUACAUUGAUUUAUGCAAGUCAAAGAGUACAAAUCCCAGAGUUGGAGUUGAUCAAGAAACAAUUGUGCGCCAAGUAUGGCAAGGCAUUGGAAAACGAGGUCAACUGUCAGUGUCAGACUCACGUCAAUCCAAAGAUUGUGCAUAAACUGUCAUAUGUGACACCAGAGCCAUUCCUCAUAUUCAAGAAUCUCAAUGACAUUGCAUGUGAGUUUCAUGUAGAUUGGCAGGUUGAUCCGAUUGUAACGGCCGUUUCACCAACCUAUAUAGCUGCUCCUCCACAACAACUAGCAGUUGCUCCUCCACAACAAAUGAUGCUUAAUCCAAUGGCACCAAUGGCACCUCCACCACAAUCCACUUUAGCACCACCACCUUUUCCAACCUUGGUAGCUCCACAACACUAUCAACCACCUCCACCAGCAUAUACAGCCUCUCCACAGUUCCCUCAGGCUCCCCAACAACAACCAAUUAAUAGAACUUCAUCACAACCUCAAUUCCCUUCACCACCACAGUAUGGAUCAUCUCACCUUAGUAUUUCAGCCACAUCUUCAUCACCAAACUUUGUAUCGAAUCAAAGCAACAAUCAAAAUUUUAAUAUCAUGAAUCUUCCUUCUCCUCCAACUUCUUUUUCAUCUGCACCACCACCACAACCAUCCAAUAGUAAUAAUCAAUAUCCAGAUUUUGACGAUUUAACUGCAAGAUUUGAUGCAUUAAGAAGACAAAAUAAUGAUCAUUAUUAA
Messenger RNA from Cavenderia fasciculata, 1044 nucleotides. RefSeq names its product IST1-like protein. Gene Ontology annotation, biological process: protein transport. Bases 1 to 1044 code for a protein of 347 amino acids. The transcript is spliced from 3 exons. The record is from RefSeq and is a predicted model, not a curated record. NCBI's taxonomy places the organism in Eukaryota, Evosea, Eumycetozoa, Acytosteliales, Cavenderiaceae.